Manihot esculenta (cassava) is the source of this 1370-nucleotide messenger RNA. Its product is annotated as protein CONSERVED IN THE GREEN LINEAGE AND DIATOMS 27, chloroplastic. The transcript is spliced from 7 exons. NCBI's taxonomy places the organism in Eukaryota, Viridiplantae, Streptophyta, Magnoliopsida, Malpighiales, Euphorbiaceae. The record is from RefSeq and is a predicted model, not a curated record. Bases 221 to 1162 code for a protein of 313 amino acids.
UUUUUGGGGGGGGGGGGUCAGGUGGUCCGAUUAAGAUGUUCCUGUCUGAAGGAAUCCUCUCCUUCAAAGAAAUAAAUACAACGAUGGAUCCGUUUGUUUUCCUCCACGUAAAUAAUGCAUGGUCACAAACAAAUACGCAGCCAUCAGUGCUAGAGAAUCCUCAAGUCUCUACCAGAGGAGGUUGCCGAAGCAGCCAGUUUUCAGUUCGACCGGAAAUUAAAUGCUCAGGCUAAGCGUCUACUGCUCUUCAAUCCCCUGUCCAAGACAAUUCAAACUUGGAAGCAGCUACAGUUCAUGGAUCAUUAAGUCCCAUGUAGCCUCAUCUGCUCAGAAACCAUUUUCUUCGAUUUAUGUCAAGGCCUUGAAGGAUGAGACAGAUGGAGGCACAAGCAGCUUUCCAGGCCGGAGAUGGGAUCCUGGCUUGGAAAUUGAGGUCCCAUUUGAACAAAGACCGGUGAAUGAGUACGAAUCUCUGAAAGAUGGAGCCUUGUAUUCCUGGGGCGAACUGGGUCCACAAUCACUGUUUCUUCGUCUUGGAGGUCUCUGGUUAGUAACCUUCACAGUCCUUGGAGUCCCAAUUGCAGCUGCAAGUUUCAAUCCUGAAAGGGAACCCCUAAGAUUUAUUCUGGCAGCUGGAACUGGAACUCUGCUCCUCGUUUCACUGAUAGUCCUAAGAAUUUAUCUGGGAUGGAGUUAUGUGGGCGAUAGACUUCUAUCAGCAGUGGUUCCCUAUGAGGAGAGUGGAUGGUAUGACGGACAAAUGUGGGUGAAGCCACCGGAGGUCCUGGCUCGUGACAGAUUGCUGGGCUCUUACAAGGUUAAACCAGUCAUCAAAUUGCUGAAACAAACAUUAGUAGGAACAGGUGCAUUGCUCGUUACAGCAGUAUUAUUAUUUACCUUUGCCACGCCAGUGGAGAAUUUCUUUCAGAACAACUUCACCACAAAAGAAAGCCCAUCAAGUGAUCCAACUUCAAGUGUCAACACAAAGUAUAAUGUCAGAAAAGAGGAGUUGCUCAGUUUGCCAGUGGAGGUUAUGGCUGAUGAUGAUUUGGCAGCAGCUGCAGCCAAGGCUGCCGACGGAAGACCAGUCUACUGCAGAGAUAGAUACUAUCGUGCAUUAGCAGGUGGGCAGUACUGCAAAUGGGAAGAUCUUCUUAAGUAAUGGGUAAAAAAGAGGAAUGGGUUUCCUUGAUUCAUAAAUUUGUAAUUUGUGUCAAAUAUAGUACAAGUUUAUGUCUAAGUUUUAUCCUUGCAUCUUCAAGGAACAAAUUAGAUCGCUAAAAUUAGAAAAGACAAGAACCAACAAAAGAAAGAAACAAGAAUGGCACUCUGAGGAGAUCAAAUAAACUGAUAUAUUGACUCUUGAUCAA